Messenger RNA from Pimephales promelas (fathead minnow), 4009 nucleotides. The record is from RefSeq and is a predicted model, not a curated record. Lineage: Eukaryota; Metazoa; Chordata; Actinopteri; Cypriniformes; Leuciscidae.
UUCUCCUCAGAUUGGCCUGCAGUGUUCCACCAGACAGAGCAGAAAGCCAUUUACUACAGAAAAGACAACUGGCACCAUGGUUCAACCAGCAAAUCUUGUAAGAGUUCAAGCUAUUCUUAAUGAAGAAGAAAUUUCUCCAGAAAGGGAAAACAGUGAAGUGGUGAGUCCCAUUCCCACACAUGGCAGCAACUCUGAUGCUUCUCACCUGGAGCCUGGACCUUCUUUGAGACGUUCAUUGAGAAUAAGUGCUAAGAAUAUCGGAAAUAAAACUGAACCAUUGGCCACAAUGAAGAGUACACAACUACUUAACACUCAACAAAGGUCACUGAAGGAGAAUCCAAAGACUAAAGAGUACAAUGAAGGGUUUAAUGCACCUACACAUGAAAACCAGACAUUACUCACUAAACCCCUCGUCAGUCCAGGUUUCCAUGGCAAAGGCAUUAUAAAACGAAAGACAGGGACAUCCCUAUCACUCAAAAGCAUUCACAAGCGGAAUCGAUUUGGAGAGACAAAGCUGCAUUUUGCUGUGAUGCGGGAAAACAUUCAAGACGUCAAAGACUUACUCACAGUUGAUGAUUGUGACGUGAACGUAACGGAUUAUGCAGGUUGGACUCCACUUCAUGAGGCAGUGUACAGAAACAACUAUGACUUGACAGAAAUUUUACUUGAAGCUGGAGCCCUAGUCAACUGCAGAGGAGAUAAUGGAAUUACACCUUUACAUGAUGCAAUACACUUUCAGUAUUACAAGAUAGUAGAUCUACUUCUGAAGAAUGGUGCUAAUCUAUUAUCAAAGUGUGACAGAGGGAAGACUCCUAUGGACAUGACCACAGACAGAUCUUUGGACAUACUGUUGGAGAAAUACCUGCAAAAGCCUAAAAUAAACACUUGUACAGCUGAAAAUCCACCCAUAGCCACUAAUUUGCCAUUGAAUCCAAAUAUGAGCAAAAUAAUCAACCAGAACUCCGUCACAAACACAAGAGCUCCUCUUCAGAAAUCUGCUGUCGAAGGAACUGCUGAUACAAGUGAGCAUGAAAGCAGCCUGCAGUCUUGUGAAGCUGAACCCAUUCCUGGUCCAAGCAGAGAACAACCAAACUGUGAUCCAUCCAAGAUGUUUAAGGCCCCUUUCAAAGGGGAGGCUGGUGAAACUCUGAUGAAUGAUGCCAAUUCAGUAGCUGAGGAGCCAAGCUCAAGUUCUAUCCAUGACCACAGCUAUUCAAUGACUGAAAAUGGAAAUCCAAGUCAGAGCACAAUUGGAGAUUCAUAUAAUGUGUGCUCUGCUAAAGCCAUGUCAUCAGGAAAGAGGGUAUUGAAAGGUUGUCUUGACUCUGCCAUGGCUAAGAAACGGAUCAAAAGAACAACAUAUAACAAUCAAAUACAAAAUGAGUUUUUGGAGUACUUGCUCAACUUUGACCCGAAAGAUGUUUUUGAAAUUGUAAAGGAUGUUGAUCGCCCCUCACUUCAACAGAAUGAAUAUGCAAGCAAAGAUGAGCAGUCAGCUCUUGAUGUUUACCAAAAGGUUCCAUCUGAAACAGUGUUUAUUACUUACAUCAACAAUGAAAGCAGUCAAGAAUGUAGCAUUUCUUUGCUGUCCCCUCAUUUAAAUGAACUAAUUGACUCAUGUUUACAAGGUAAAUUCAAGGAGGACACUAAUGUACAGUCAUCAGGAGCAAUAGUGGAAUCACCAUUACAGAGUGAGGAACUGUUUGACUCGAGCAGCUCUGCUUCACUGCCUCUGCUAAUGGGCAAAAUCCAUAAUCAAGGAUUAACCUGCAGUCCAGAGUUUUCAGAAAUAAAUGAACCAUUAGAGGAAUUUGACACAACCAACAAACAACUGGCAGAUACUAAAACAUCAAAAGGACCAUGUGCGCAAUCAACCAGUCCUGCCAUUGAGUCCAUUUAUGUGGAUAGGACAUCUGGCUGGUCAAAAAACUAUGUAAACACACCACAUAAUGACUUGACGCAAAUCAGCCUUCAAGAACUGCAUUCUUCUAAUAGACUGUUCCUAGAGAAGCCUCUAAAUCAGAAUGAAGAAACAGACGUGGUCACUGUUCAAAACCAGCAGGGGGUGGUAGAGAUAACGGAGACAGCACUUAGCACCAGCCAAACUCAAAUGAGUAAGAGGAGCUACACUGAAAAUCCUGCCAUGGAAUGUGACACAUUGAUUUUAAAUCCGAUAGAUCUCAUCGUUGGACCCAAAGCAGAACCACAUUUAUCCUGCAGAUGGGCAGUUAAUGAGCUAGAGAUUGAAGCCAAUGCAUGUGCUGUUUUACCAUUUCUUUCCUGUGCCAGAGUAGAUGUUGAACAUCCUGAAAAUUCUCACAGGGCUGAUUUUAUUGUUGAGAGUGAUCCAUUAAAAAAUUCAGUUGAUUCAGACUGCACUGUUGUGGAAUGGUCCAACGCUACUGACAUUCAGGAUGUGGCCAUCACAUCAGUUCAGCCUGAAGUCUCUGGUUGUGAAGAGACGCAUAGUGAAAAGGAAGCAGAGAACAUGGAUGGUACACCAGACACAGUGGCCUCAGUGAGUGUUUUAAGUUCGCUUCUUCCUGAAAAUUUGUGCGCACAUCCAUCACUGGAUAACACUGAAGAAAAAGCACAUUUAAAACAGGAUCCACACAUAGCUUUUGAAAUCAAGGGGCUUUUCAACACAGGUGAACAAACAAGACGGAAAAAGACGUCCAAAUGGCAAAAAAAAAGACGGUCUAGAAAAAAAACGAAUGCAUUGAAAACAGUAUCAAAGAAGGUCAAGCAGAUUUCCCUUAAUAUUCUCCAAAAGAGAAAUGGUUUAGGAGAGACUCGUCUUCACCGAGCAUGCAUAAGUGGAAACCUGCAACUGGUCAAAGACUUGAUAGAAGCUGGGAUAAAUGUUAACAUAACAGAUAAUGCAGGAUGGACCGCACUUCAUGAGGCCUGUUCUAGAGGUUUUGUAGAUGUGGUGGAGCAGCUCUUGGAAGCAGGUGCUGAUGUCACCAGCAGAGGGCUAGAUGGAUGUAACCCACUGCAUGAUGCUGUUCGAUCAGGCACAUAUGAGAUCGUGAUGCUUCUCCUUCAGUUUGGCUCAAGCCCUCAUGACAAGAAUAUGCUGGGACAGAGUGCAGUAGACCUCGCAGAACAUGAAAGCGUCAAAGAGCUGCUUUUGACAUUUAAAGGGCCUUUUCGUAAACCUGCCCGGACAACUGGCACUUCCAAACAAGGACCUCAGCUUUUGGCUGUAGAGCAGCCAGGUGAAAGUCUCUGCAUAGAAGAAGCAGUCGAGCAACAUGAGAGGACAUCAUCAACUUAUCAGUGUUUACAGUCAGCAGGAGCAAAGAUUGAUUUUAGUGGCAAUAGGACGUUGAGCUGCCUUUUAAGAGAUGGAAUCAUUCGACAUGGGGAGGAUAAUUUAGAAAUUACACUUAAGGGUUGUAGCCAUAAGGCCUCUCUUUUGGAAAAUGGGUCAAUCAGAGACGCUAGUGGGAGAGUCUUCCUACUUCCAGAACAAUGGGUUGAAUCAGUCCCGGAGAGUCAAUCCAUAGUUCCUGUUACCUCAGAUUUUGCCUGGAAAAGGGUUAUGUAUCAAUCGAAGUCACUGUGGAAUUACAUUUCAAGUGAUUUGAAUAGUGAAAAAACACCCAAGAGAUCAGUAGAGCCGCAGUGUUGCAACAACACCAGUAAACCAGAACCUGCUGUAAAAGAACCAUCCAGAAAUGACGUUGGCCUAUUCAUGAACAUCAGAUCGAUUAAUUUGGUCAGCGAUGAGGAGUUUUUUCCAAGCCAUAUGACGAACAGAUACUGGGACUUAGCACUGAGUGGGGAGUGGAGCUUUGAUACUUAGUUGCUUGUGUAGCAGAGAACACAGUGUUAUAUAGAAAGUUUGUUUCAAACGUUUAUAAUGUGUAAAAGUGUUCUUUUUCACUGUUGAAUAUGUGUGUGAAACGUCUUUGUACACCGACCAGUUUCAAUGAUAAGCUGAUGAUCUUUAUAAUUAAAUAAAAAUACACAAUAAGCUACCAUUUCACUUUGUUAUGUAGCC